Messenger RNA from Brachypodium distachyon (stiff brome), 812 nucleotides. RefSeq names its product centromere protein V. Gene Ontology annotation, molecular function: carbon-sulfur lyase activity. The transcript has 2 exons. The record is from RefSeq and is a predicted model, not a curated record. The coding region runs from base 150 to 572 and encodes 140 amino acids. Lineage: Eukaryota; Viridiplantae; Streptophyta; Magnoliopsida; Poales; Poaceae.
AAAGGCGCCGUGAACUCUUGGCCGCCAACGCACACUCUAUCCAUGUUUAGCCGGCCAUUUCCGUCAUCGUCACCGCUGGCGAGUGUCCCGAUUGCGACGUGAGCGCGUGGCAUCACCGCAGCUCAGCUUCAGCUACACAACCAGGCACGAUGGGCUCGGAGGAGGUCGUCCACAGCGGCGGGUGCCACUGCCGGCGCGUGCGGUGGCAGGUGGAGGCGCCGGCGAGCGUGGUGGCCUGGAUCUGCAACUGCUCCGACUGCUCCAUGCGGGGGAACAGCCACUUCGUCGUGCCCGCGGCCAAGUUCGCGCUCCAGCCCGGCGCCGACGAGUUCCUCACCACAUACACCUUCGGCACCCACACGGCCAAGCACAAGUUCUGCAGGGCCUGCGGGAUCACCUCCUUCUACAUCCCGAGGUCCAACCCCGACGGCGUCGCCGUCACGGCCGCCUGCGUCGACCCGGGCACCCUGGCGCACGUCGAGUACAGGAAGGCCGACGGGAGGAACUGGGAGGAAUGGUUCCAGCGGAGCGACAUCUCCGAGUUCUCCAAGCCGGCGCCCGCCGCCGAGUAGAAGGUUGUCAGUUCAGGAUUUCAGGUCAGUGGUUGGUGGUUGCUCAGUUAAAUUCUUCUCCUUGUUAGUGAUGACUGAAAACUACGGAGUAUAUAUGUGAGAAUAAAUGAACAAUCCAUGCUUGGUUGUGCAUUGUGCCUUUGUUUGAUAUUUAUGUGUGUUGCGCUUAAUGGUUGGCUGAACUCUGCUCCUUAUGUUGAAUUCAAUAGCCAUGAUAUGAGAUUUAGUCUGAAAGAUGAA